Messenger RNA from Dentiscutata erythropus, 315 nucleotides. The record is from the annotation of a GenBank genome assembly. Lineage: Eukaryota; Fungi; Glomeromycota; Glomeromycetes; Diversisporales; Gigasporaceae.
AUGAGUAAGGAAUAUGGCAGUACCGAAAAUGAUAAUAAAAAAACGUUGUCUGAAUAUUCAGAACAAUUAGAAAAGCAUUCAGAAAAAUACGGCGCACAAAAGUAUGAUUACUUGCAAUUUAAUAUUCUCAGCAUUAUUGGGUAUGGUGGAUCCGCAAUAGUGUAUUCUGCUACGUUUCAAGAGGAGAAGGAGAAGUAUGCAUUAAAAAGUUUGAACAACAACCUAAUUUUAAAUUAUAAGUCAUUUAAAAAACUUGCCCGUGAGGUAAUUGUCGGUCAUUUAAUUGUUAAAGUUAGGCAUUUGGCCUUCAACUGA